Molecule: messenger RNA, 2620 nt
Organism: Prunus persica (peach)
Lineage: Eukaryota; Viridiplantae; Streptophyta; Magnoliopsida; Rosales; Rosaceae
Exons: 2
Coding region: 1277-2113 (278 amino acids)
Source: RefSeq, a predicted model, not a curated record
UCUAGCCACGGGCGGAGGUAGAGGUGGUAAGGCAAUAUAAUAGAAACUAGAAGAGGCCGCAUCGCUUGAUCUUUGAAAGAGUAGUUGAGAGAUGGGACUGAUCUCAUGCUUUUCGAUCCGUUUUCUGACGCUGCUCGUAUUAAUCGUCUCUUCAUUCUUGGUCAUGCAAUCACCUCAUUACGUUCACGCAGCUCAAUUCUCUCUUCCCUGCACGUGCCAACGAUAAAAAAAAUUCAGACCUGGGCGCUAGCAUCAAGUUGGUGUCAAUCAUGACAUCAGCAACCCUCGGGCUGGAGCACGGACUCGUUUCGCCUACGAACUGGCCCAAUUUCUUGUAACCCGCCUCUUGCCCAAGCAAGUUUGGCCGCUGAAACGCACAGCCUAGGCUUGGCCCUCUCCUGUCCUGGCUUGGGCAACUGGUGGAAACGCUCUAAGGAAACCAUAUGGUGUAUGUGAUGGUGGAAAAGUUUCAACUUUGAAUCCACAUCUACCGAUCAAUCAUCAUCAUGAUUUUUUUUUGGUCCAAGUUUUUUUUUUUGUCCUCCCCCCACCCACAAACCCAUACCCAUUCGACCCAAAAAAAAAACCCCAGACCAAUCAAAUAAUCAGGCUGAUCAUUAGACAAAAUGUUCCAUUGAGAGCCAUGGCUAUGGAAAUUGUGAAUUCGAAUUGUUCUCCAACUCCUGGAGCUUUGGGUUUCUUUAUAAGAUGUUUAGGUAGCGUAGAGUUGGUUCAAGAAGCUAAGGGCCUUUUUGGUAUUCAACUUGAAUCCAACUUUUUAAACUCAAAAACAAAAUUUGAGUCCAAAACAAAGGAAACCUAUUUGGUAGUCCUAUUUUUAAAAACUCAAACAAGAACAACUAAAAAACACCCCAAUUAUUAAAAACUGUUGUAAAUAAUUAGGUGUGGAGCCCACAUGUUGAAAGGCUUUGCCUACAAAAGGGUUCAUCCCUCAUUGUAAUUAAAACACACAGAUAUGAGAAGAGAAAACAUUCAAUGAAAGUUCAGUUUCUCCAAUUUCUCUCUAUCCCAAUUCUCUCUACAAUCUCUUUAGUUUAUAACACGUUAUCAGCACGAAUUCGCUUUAACAAUACCAGCUGAAUUCUCUAAUGAAACCCAACCAAACAAACACUUCCCUCUCUGUUUCUUCUUUGUUUUGUGACCCUCCUUGCAUAUCCGAACAAACUCCGGAUACAAUACCCAGAAACCAAAUGGCCACCAGGACCAUCACUAACCCACAAAGCCUUUUCCUUUCCCCCACACGCGUAAACCCAAAAUGGCUCAGAUUCUCAGAGACAGAGCAUUUGGAAAUUCAAAAAGACACAGCCAACGCCAUAAUCCAAUCCAAACCACCAUGCCCGUAUACCCAGUUGAAGACAUCCCCAACCCAUUUGGCGAACUGGGUCCGAACCUCUCCGACUCGGAGCUCCGAGAAACCGUCUACGAGAUCUUAGUCGAAGCCUGCCGGAGCUCUGGAGCCAAACCGCUUACUUACAUCCCGCAGUCCGAGAAGACCGACCGGUCCGACCGGACUACUCUGACUUCAUUGCCAUCAUCGUUUCAGAGGUCGACGUCAUCAGCGGCGAGCCGGGUCAAGAAGGCUCUGGGUUUGAAGCAAACGGCAUCGUCUAGGAGGAGGCUCGGUGAUGGUGAUUCAGUGAGUCAGGGGAAGACUAAGCGGUCUGGGACGGUUUGGGAGCUGAUGAGGUUUCAGAUGAGGGUUUCGGAGCAGACUGAUACCAGGGUCAGGAGAGCCCUUUUAAGGGUUGCUGCUGGUCAGCUUGGAAAGCGUAUAGAGUGCAUGGUUUUGCCUCUUGAGCUACUACAGCAGUUCAAGUCUUCAGAUUUUCCCAGUCAGCAAGAAUAUGAAGGCUGGCAGAGGAGAAAUUUGAAGGUUCUUGAUGCAGGGCUUCUUUUAUAUCCUUCUUUGCCUUUAGAUAAGAAAGACACUGCUCCUCAACAGCUCCAGAAGAUUAUUCGUGGGGCCUUAGAGAAACCCAUAGAAACUGGAAAGCACAAUGAGUCGAUGCAAGUUCUCCGCGGUGUUGUCAUGCCUCUUGCUUGCAGAUCAUUUGAUGGUUCUGUUUCUGACACAUGCCACAAAGGGUCUUGAGGUGGCGGAAACCCAGCAUGAGUGAAACCAGUAGCAGCAAACUAGACCAGGGUAUAGAGAAGAAGAAGCUCUCUACCCAGAAGAAGCAGAAGUACGCUUAUAUCCCUGACAACUUUUCAACCCUGGAACAGGGCUUCAAUGGCUGUGGUGGAGAGAAUAUGCUGUCGAGCACGCAUGAUCACAGCCCCCACCUACGAUAUGUUGUCGAGUGCGCAUGAUCGGAGCCCCCACCCACGCAUGAUCACAGCUGCACAGCAGCACAUAUCAUGGGUUGUGCUAUUCUGCUGCACAUAUAAAAACACCCACCAAAAUAAAGGGAUAAGUGGAAAGAAGAAAAGCCAACGUAAUAUAUCUAGCUUUCACUAAUAUAUCAGUAUAACAAUAUUACACUAUUUCAUCGUGGUGUUGAUAAGAACCCACAAAUAAUUGUCUUUACUUUUUCCACACAUUUAUUUUAUUUACUGUAUGGUGUAGGAUUAUUACCCAUACGACAGUAUUUAUUUAAAA